Molecule: messenger RNA, 1292 nt
Organism: Cydia strobilella
Lineage: Eukaryota; Metazoa; Arthropoda; Insecta; Lepidoptera; Tortricidae
Product: INO80 complex subunit E
Exons: 6
Coding region: 164-928 (254 amino acids)
Biological process (GO): chromatin remodeling
Cellular component (GO): Ino80 complex; nucleus
Source: RefSeq, a predicted model, not a curated record
UUGUCAAACAUUGAGGUUACUAUUUUUGUUUAAGUUUUGACCUAUGGAUUAUACCUAUACAACUGGAUAAAUCGCAAUCACGUUUCUUAGUGAAAUAAUAGGUAUUUUGCUGAGCUAGUUUUGAAAAACUAACAGGCUGGCGUCAGAAAAUUAUACUAAGAAAAUGUUGGACGGGUGGUAUUGCCGCUCCAUAGCCAAUAUGCAGGCGACCGAGGCCGCUAGCAUGAGCAAUAAUGUGCCUGCAGAGCCGCAGCCGCCGCCGCACGAACACUACUCCAGUGACAGCAGCAGCGAACCUGAGCCGGAGACUAACUACAAGUCACAUUACCUUACACUUAAGAAAAAACUGAAAUAUCUUAUUUAUGAAAAUGAGUGCUUCCAAGAUGCUCUAAGAUGCAGCCAGAAGAGACUCCUUAAGGUGUCCCGCGAUCGCAGCUUCCUCCUCGACAGGCUUCUUCAGUAUGAAAAGCCUGACAGUAGCACUUCGGAGAGUGAUGAAACAGAAUCCUCUGAUGACACAGACUUCAACCGUGCAGAUGCUUUGAAAAGAAAGAAAAUUGAAGCGAGUGCUGCCCACCAAACUGUGUCUGCUGCUGCCACACCAAACAAGAAUGCCAACCCUGUUAAAAGAAAAAGAGCAGUGGUUCCUAAAAAGCCUCCUAAUACUACGCAUGUUCACCAAACCAACUUGGCCAUGUUGUCAAAGGCGUCCCCCGCUCUCGGCUUCGGCCUGUCGCCCGGAGACGGGCACAUGACACCCGAGGAGGUGGAGCGACAUCUGCAGUCGCGGCAGUCCUAUGUGGAGCUGCUGCCUGAGCGAGCGCCACCAACUGUACCUACGGAGAUGUUUAGCAACGACCCGUCACUUGACAGUGAAUCAAAUGAUGUGCUGGAGAACUCCCCAAAUGUUGAAGAGUGGUUCGAUUAACUUAAGCUUUUACGUAGACAUAUUUAUGGAAAAUAAGAUACUUAAUUCUAAUGUCAUUAAGUAAGUGCAUUCAUUGAUUUAAUAUUAAAGAUAUGUAAUUUGCCCUUUUUUUUGCAUACAUUGUUUAAAUGAAAAACAAUUCAAUUUAAAUAUAUUAUAUAUUGGAUAAAUAUUUACGUAAGACAAUUACAAAGUGGCUUCAAGCGCGGAAACGAACUUCUAUAUAAUCUAUGUAUCACGCUCAAUUUAUUAACCAUGCGAUAUUGUACAUUUUGAUAUUCAACUCACACACAAUACACUGAAGGUAUUUAACAAAUAAGCAAGUAUACACAUUCUUACUUUCAUAAUAUACAUAUAAUUUUCA